GCUGUGACGAGCCCGUAUGCUAACGCCUGUAUGCUAACUCCUAUUGUCUGCACAAGAGAGCAGGCGGAGGCGAAGUCGAAACACUGAUUUUUUUAAACCGGUCCGAGGUAUUUUGAGUUUGGUUUUUAAAAAAAAAUGUAUUUACCAGAUUGCAUUUAAACACGGCCACGUUAAUAACUCCCGUUACACCGAAUUAAACUGAAUGGCUAAGACUGAGCUUUAGCAUCCUUCGCUAGCCGCUCUGAAGAAUGAGUCUGAUCGGUUUUUAUCAGAUCAAAGCAGCAGGACAUUUCGUCAGUUCGCAUUCAGGUCUCUUCACACUGCUGGUGGAGGAUUUCGGUGUGAAGGGUGUUCAGGUGGAGGAGAUCUACGACCUGCAGAGUAAAUGCCAGAGUCCCGUGUACGGCUUUAUCUUCCUGUUCAAAUGGAUCGAGGAGCGUCGCUCCAGGAGGAAAGUGUCCACUCUGGUGGACGAGACCUCGGUUAUCGACGACGACAUCGUCAACGACAUGUUCUUCGCUCACCAACUGAUUCCAAACUCGUGUGCGACUCAUGCCUUACUGAGCGUGCUCCUGAACUGCAGCGGGGUGGAGCUGGGCAGCACACUGAGCCGCAUGAAGGCCUUCACCAAGGGGUUCAAUCCAGAGAGCAAAGGCUACGCCAUUGGGAAUGCUCCGGAGUUAGCAAAGGCACACAACAGUCAUGCCAGGCCCGAGCCACGGCACCUGCCAGAGAAACAGAACGGCAUCAGUGCUGUGAGGACGAUGGAGGCCUUCCACUUCGUCAGCUACGUCCCCAUUAAAGACCGACUGUUCGAGCUGGACGGCCUCAAAGCCUACCCCAUUGACCACGGUCCUUGGGGAGAGGAGGAGGAGUGGACAGACAAAGCUCGGAGGGUCAUUAUGGAGAGAAUCGGCCUGGCGACCGCAGGCGAGCCGUACCACGACAUCCGCUUCAACCUGAUGGCGGUGGUUCCUGACCGCAGGGUGAAGUACGAGUCCAGGCUGGAGGUGCUCAAACGCAAUCGGCAGAUCGUUCUGGAAGGACUGCAGCAGUCGAUCAGGGCAUCCCAAACAGACACGACACAGGAACGCAAGCAGCAAGACUCCUCCUCCGAGGACACACCCGCUACUGUAAAAAAGGAGGAGGGGUCAGAUACACCGGUAGCACCUGCUGCGGCUCCACCCACAGACUCGGCUGAGGUGGCGAGUGUUCCUGCAGCGUCCGUCUCCUCAGAGAAACCCAAAGCCGCAGUGAAGCCGCCUACUCUGCCUCCAGGGGGCGCCAGCACCGGCCCCAACCCUGUCGUUCAGCGCCUGCCCGCCUUCCUGGACAACCACAACUACGCAAAGUCCCCCAUGCAGGAGGAGGAGGACCUGGCUGCAGGAGUGGCUCGUGCUCGUGCCCCUGGACCCCCUCAAGCCCCGUACUCUGAUGAUGAGGAUGAAGAUGAGGAUGAAGAGGAGGACAGGUUCCGCAAAAAGGCGGGUGUUCGUGGACGGGGCGUGGCCCGGAGUAGUGCUGGUGGGGGUGGAGGCGGAGUCUCGGGCGUGGAGGGCCAGCUGGCUCUGAACAUGCUUGCUGAGAGACUCAAAAAGGCAGAGAGAAAGGACACCAUGGCAACAACGGCGAUGCCCGGCUCCUCCGCCCUGAACGUGCGCACGGAGGGCCGAACCGGUGGCAUCAGCAUCACGCCCGCCUGCCAGCCCUCGCCCACGCCCAGCAACGAGAGCACGGACACGGCCUCCGAGAUCGGCAGCGCCUUCAACUCGCCGCUGAGGUCUCCCGCGCGCUCGCAGAUGCUCCAGGGCGUUGUCGAGAGAGGAGUAUCUAAAGCAGUGGGUGGUUCUGUGAGUUUCGGUACUCUUGCCGUCCCGCAGGCUGCCACUCGACCCUCCAGCCCCGUGGCCUGCCACCUGAGCCGCGUGCUGUUCGGAGACGACGACGUCCUGCUGAGACUGGACACUCGACACAACCGCGCCGUCCGAGAGCUCGGAGCCCUGAUCAGCUCCACUCAGCUACAGCUCAGAGAGGACGGAACCAUCUACACACUGCCAAGUGCAGACGCGGUGUGUGACGUGGUGAAGAAGGCAGGCGGAGCGGAUGGUAAGGAGCCGAGUGACCGGUCGGAGGGAGGAGGUGCGGGUGGAGAGGAGGAUGGAGGGAAAGGAGGAGCGUCCCGGGAGCUAAAACGGGAGAAAGAGUGCGCAGAGACGAGCAAAGACAAGCCGAGAGCGGAGACGCCGAACUUUGUGGAGCCUGAGGCACUCACCAAGCCGCUUGGGGAGAAAUACACUCCUAAAGAGUUGUUGGCGCUGCUGAAGUGCGUGGAGGCCGAUAUCGCCAAUUACGAGGUGUAUCUGAAAGAGGAGGUGGAGAAACGGAAGAAAUACAAGAUUGAUGACCAGAGAAGGACCCAUAACUACGAUGAGUUCAUCUGCACCUUCAUUUCCAUGCUGGCACAGGAAGGUAUGCUGGCGAGCCUGGUGGAGCAGAACAUUUCCGUGCGCAGGCGGCAGGGCGUGAGCAUCGGCCGCCUGCAUAAACAGCGCAAGCCGGACCGAAGAAAGCGAUCUCGGCCGUACAAAGCCAAGCGCCAGUGAACGCGCCCCCGGACCCUCCGACACCGGCGCUGGCAAUUUCUCUUAGGAAAAAGGUGCUGAUAAACUCUCUAAGAACUAGUGAACAAACCAAUACAACCAGGACCUCUGAACACAGCUCAAACACAUUUAGGCUUAGGAUGACUAGCUCAGAGAAACACGAGAGCUCGUGAGAUUUACAAAAACAUCCCGUGACUGUACUUACACAGACUUGUGCUAGUGAACACACUUGAAUUGAUCAAAACUAGCACUGAUGAAUAUGAUGCUUAUGAAAUCUAGUACUGGACUACAUCACUGUGCACUUUCUGGCACAAACGCUAUGGCUA
Ictalurus punctatus (channel catfish) is the source of this 2926-nucleotide messenger RNA. It is a transcript of the gene bap1, whose product is annotated as BRCA1 associated protein-1 (ubiquitin carboxy-terminal hydrolase). The record is from RefSeq and is a predicted model, not a curated record. Gene Ontology annotation, biological process: ubiquitin-dependent protein catabolic process; protein deubiquitination. The transcript is spliced from 18 exons. Gene Ontology annotation, molecular function: cysteine-type deubiquitinase activity. Gene Ontology annotation, cellular component: cytoplasm. NCBI's taxonomy places the organism in Eukaryota, Metazoa, Chordata, Actinopteri, Siluriformes, Ictaluridae. The coding region runs from base 249 to 2603 and encodes 784 amino acids.